This is a messenger RNA of Colletotrichum aenigma, 852 nucleotides long. It is a transcript of the gene Pdcd6, whose product is annotated as Programmed cell death protein 6. The record is from RefSeq and is a predicted model, not a curated record. Bases 1 to 852 code for a protein of 283 amino acids. Lineage: Eukaryota; Fungi; Ascomycota; Sordariomycetes; Glomerellales; Glomerellaceae. The transcript is spliced from 4 exons. Gene Ontology annotation, molecular function: calcium ion binding.
AUGGCCUACAACAGACCCUACAACCCCGACGAACUCCCCAGGUUCGCAGAGCCCGAGCAGAAGGGCGGCGCUGCCCCAGCCCCGGCCCCGGCCCAAAGACCUUCUCCUCAACCGCGCUACGAGAGCAAGCCGCCUCCGCCCGUCCCCCACGAUAGCUACCAGCGCCGUCCCGUCGACCACCGCGACCCUCGCGACGACCGUCGUCCUAGCCCGAGCCCCAACAUCUACGGCGCCACCUCUCCUCCUCCCACCGGCGGCCCGCGCCCGACUCAGAUGCACAAUCGCCCUCCUCCCAGCUCAAGACCGCCCCCGUCUCCCGCGCCCGCCGAAAUGGCUGACGGUGCCGACCCGACCCUGCUGCCUCUGUUUCGCGCUGUCGAUAAGGAUGGUACUGGCCAGCUUUCCGAACGCGAGCUCUCCACCGCCCUCGUCAAUGGUGACUGGACAGCAUUCGACCCCCAGACUGUGCGCAUGAUGAUCCGCAUGUUCGACUCCGACCGCAGCGGCACCAUUGGCUUCGCCGAGUUCUGCGGACUGUGGUCCUUCCUCGCCUCCUGGCGCACUCUCUUCGACCGCUUCGACGCCGACCGCUCGGGCAACAUCUCGCUCCAGGAGUUCAGCAACGCCCUCGUCGCCUUCCGAUACCGCCUGAGCCCCGGCUUUGUCGAGCUUCUCUUCCGCACCUACGAUAAGCGCAACGAAAACUCCAUGUCUUUCGACCUCUUCGUUCAGGCCUGCAUCUCUCUCAAGCGCAUGACGGACGUGUUCAAGAAGUACGACGACGACCGCGACGGCUACAUCACCCUCAGCUUUGAGGACUUUUUGACGGAGAUUCUGAAGCAGCUCAAGUAA